Molecule: messenger RNA, 756 nt
Organism: Aspergillus nidulans FGSC A4
Lineage: Eukaryota; Fungi; Ascomycota; Eurotiomycetes; Eurotiales; Aspergillaceae
Exons: 2
Coding region: 1-756 (251 amino acids)
Source: RefSeq, a predicted model, not a curated record
AUGAUGCUCAUCUUUAUUUCUAUCUUCCUCUUUCUAUUCCCUUCCAGUCUUUGCCUUCCAGAUGAGCCCUACCACUAUUACUUACAAUCAAAACCCAAAAACCCUACCAAAUCAUCGAACCUCACCUUCUACCUCUCUUCCUCCAUUACUCUAAAUGGCCACACAAACUACGUCCUCCUAACGUCCUCAUCCUUAGCCCAGCCGCUUCAUCUUUACGCCGGUGACGGCUCGAUAACCCUCGACAUCUCUAACGUGAUUGGCGCGAGCUCGCAAGCGCCCCUCCUACUCGCGGACAACGACGGGCUGAACAGCGUGUACAAGCAAGUUAUAUUGGGGGAUCAGAUGGCGGGGCAAUAUACGAAGGGGUUCAAGUUUAAUAGGACGUUGUUAGUCGUGGAAAAGGAGGGAUUUGGUGGGUUUGUGGCUUGUACGGCAGCGAAAGGAAUCAAGCAGGUAUAUUGGUACCGCAGCGGAGAAAGGGGAGACGCUCAGGUUGGAUGUGAGGAGGUGGAGUUUGAGAGGGCUGGCUUUAUUCUCGAUAUCAGUUUUAUGUGGUUGCAAUUGUGGUCGGUGGCUUGUCGAUCGAAUUUGAUCUGCAGGGUUGGUGCCGUAAAAGACGCGGGCAUUAUGGAAUAUGCUGCUGAAAAUGGAAACAUAUUCGGUACAUCUGAUAGCAACGGUCCACGCACUGAACUGGGUGUAGAAAUUGCCUACUUGGAGGAUAUCCAAUGGGCAGUCCGCGUCAGGUCGCGCUGA